AUGGCUGGGGAGCUUCUGAACUGCCUCGCAGCUAUUGGAAUCAUCAUGGAUUUCUCUCCAGCUAUCCUCGGAAUGACGGUGCUGGCAUGGGGGAAUUCUGUUGGUGACCUUGUCGCCGACGUGGCGUUGGCCAGGGCUGGUCAGCCUACAAUCGCCAUCGCAGGCUGCUUUGCUGGCCCAAUGUUCAAUAUGCUGGUGGGGUUGGGAACUGCACUCGUGGUACAAACAGCGAGAGUGUACCCCAAAGCUUUUGUACUUGAAUUCCAUGUUGGGAUCGUUGUUGCAUUUGUAUUUCUUCUUCUGAGCUUGAUGGGCACCCUGUUGGUGGUCACCUGGGCUAGGUUUAGAGUACCCAGAUUUUGGGGCUACUGCCUUAUGGGGAUAUACGUCUUGUUUACCGUAGUGAGUAUCGCUAUUGCGAGCACUUCUGGAUGA
Messenger RNA from Miscanthus lutarioriparius, 435 nucleotides. Lineage: Eukaryota; Viridiplantae; Streptophyta; Magnoliopsida; Poales; Poaceae. The record is from the annotation of a GenBank genome assembly.